Symbiodinium sp. CCMP2456 is the source of this 3729-nucleotide messenger RNA. The record is from the annotation of a GenBank genome assembly. Lineage: Eukaryota; Dinophyceae; Suessiales; Symbiodiniaceae.
AUGGGGAAGCCCUCGCUGCCGACCCUACUGGCCAUUUGUGCCCUUGCAGCCAACUACGGCUCUCGCUCUGUGCUGCCGGUGGUGUCCCACGUGAUCUGCAGUGACUCGCACUGUUCCGCCUCGGAGCUUGUGGGGGCUUCUGCCAGUGCCUUCUUUGCCGGGGACUUGGUGGCGCAGCUGGCAGCCAAGCCGCUCGUGCAGCGCUACAGUGGGCAACAGCUGCUGAGCUUGGGCACAGCUGCCUGGGCUGCAGUGCUGCUACUGGUUCCGCUAGCUGUGCAGGGGCCGAUGCUUGGGCUUCUGCUGCUGAAGUUGCCGUUCGGAUUCUGCUGCGGCCUCGGCUACCCGGCCGCGCACGCACUCCUGGCGGAGGCCGUGCCAGCCACAGAGAAGGGCUUGGCCGUGAGCUUGAUCGUCAGUGCAUCAGCCAUGGGAGCGAUGAUUAGCAACUUCAUCACUCCUCAGCUCGUCGAUUUCUGCGGCUGGCCAACUCCGUUCGUGCUGUUUGCAGUCCUUGGCGGCGCCACUGCUGUUGCCAUCCGUAUGCUUCCGAGCUCUCGGCCCAAAGCGAAGGCCCUCGUGGCUGAAACCGCGGACUGGGAGGAGCUGCUUGUCUGGUCCAAGGAGCCCCUAAUCCUCGCGAUUUAUUUCGCCAUGUACGCUUCCGGUGUCGCCAAUGCCUUCCUCUACAGCUUCGUGCCCAGCCUCUUCGUGGAAGCCUAUGGGGCGCAGGUGUCCGAUCUUGCGUGGCUUACAGCCGCCGCCCCGCUCUGCAACUCGGUGUGCUGCGUUCUCAGUGGCAUCCUGGCCGAUCGGCUGGCCAAAUCCUGGCCAACACACCGCUGCCGGAUGCUCAUGCAGCUCUUGGGCACUGCGCUGCCUGCUCUGUGCCUGGUGACCAUCUGCAGUUCGGAGAGCCGUUUCAGCGUCUCCAUCCUGCUGACUCUCUGGAUGGGCACCCAUGGCUUCCAAACUUCCGGGCUCACGGCGUUGUUUCACGACGUCGCCCACACCAGGGCCAGCGAGCUCUUCGCGAUAGGGAACGUCUUCAGCAAGUUUGCCGGCAUCCUUGCAGGUCCCAUGUUCAGCAGAAACGCGGCCCUCUGGGGCUGGAAGUGCGUCCUCUGCGGCUUGUCGGUCCACUACGCGAUGUCCGGCAUCGUCCUUAUCAGCCUCAUGCACAGAAGCAAGGAAGCGGGCAAGCUUUUCUCUACGGAAGAGAAGCUGCAUGCCAAGCCCGUGGCCUUGAAGCUGGAUGCUCGUCUGCAGGACGGCAGGAUGACUCAGGCGCUGUUGUGCCCUGCCAUACAAACUCAGGAGCAGACCAGUACAGGGCGAAAGACAGCUGGAGGUGUCGAUAUCGCAGCUCAGACUUCGGAGGCCUCUGAGGCGGACUUCAAGGAGUACGCAAAGAGCCUCGGCGUGGAGCUUGAGAAGGAUGUCGACCUGGUCUGGGUUGCUAGGGAGGCCUUUGAAGCUCCGCUACCGGCAAGCUGGUCCGAACACCUGGACCAGGAGCGACGGAUUUACUUCUUCAACCAGGUGACACAGCAAAGCAGCUGGAAUCAUCCCAUGGACGAGGUCUUCCGGGACCUGAUCCAUCUCAUCAAGUCAGUCAGGAGGCUGGAUCCGCCCGAAGCCUCGGUGGUGGAAGCCGUUCAGACGCACCUCCAAAGUUGCCACGACCGAGCUUCGGCGGCCCUGGAUGGAUGGAGUGGGCCCUAUGCCGCCGAAGACGGCGAGUACUUCUACCACGCGGAGCAGGGUGUCAGCACCUGGCACAACCCCGUGGAGGAGUGGCAGACAGAGCUUUCCGUUCGUCAGCAGGUGCUCCACCGCUGUCUGCUGCACGAGAGCCCUCCCAGCAAGGCUGCCAACGGCAUCGCCAGGGCCGGCAGGGGCGCAAGCAGGGACACCUCACCUCCGGCACUGCCGCUGCAUUUGGCCAGGCCGAUGGCUGAAGGCGCCACGCCGCCCUCUCCAAGCUCAGCCAGGUCGUUUGCCACCUGCAUCUCUGCACGAUCUACUUCAAUCACUCCUCGAAGCCGCCGCCCAUCUCUCUGUGCCAGUGAGGCACCCUCGAGGAAUAACUCCAAGCAGAGAGCGGAGAUGCCGGCGCAGCGGCCAGAGAAAGGCCCAGAGAACAGCGGCAAAGAAGCGGAGGGAGCUGGAGGCUACGGCCCGGGGCGGCUGCCCAGGGGCUUCGACGAUGCGCCCAGGGCAGGCAUCGCCGCCUUGCGCCUAGCUGCCGCAGGGCUGGAGGCGGCCAACGGCGUUUACCAGGUAACUUCCAAAGAGAAGUUUGGCGCGCCCGUGUUCCACAACAUCUCUCAGCCAGGCUUCCGCAUUCUGCGAGACGAGCAGCUGAACAAGGGGAGAGCUCGACAUGGCUGGCUGCUGCUGUCGCCAGAAGGGGUGGCUCUCUACGGUCUUCCCACGGAGUCCGUGACUGUUCCAGUAUCGACCUGGCGCUGCUAUCAGGCACCGCAGCCUGCCCCGCGAAUCGAAGCGUUUCAGGCUCUCACAGAGGCGGUGAAUGCCUUCGUGGAUGCGGUGGAGGAAUCGGUGAAGGAGGCCUUGGUUGCAGAGGACUGGCAGUCCGCGCGCGAGGCCUCCACUUCAGCACUGGAAGGCCUUUGCCUCUCCGGCCAGCGCUUCGGCGAAAGCUUCGAGGCGCGUGCGGUUGCCCUCCUCCGCUGCAGGGCCAGGGCUGCCCUGGCGCUGAGGGACUUUAAAGCCGCACUGCGGGACUCCGUGGUCAUCCUCGAGCUUUCGCCGGGUGAUGCUGCUGAGGAGAUGGCGCUCACUGCAGCUGCGGAGCUGGGUGCAGACGCCGAUGAGCUCCUAGAGGUCAUCCGCCGCGGCGGCAUUUUGGACCGCUGCUCCCCGCUGUCGCUGCGGGUUGUAGAGCAGUGGGUGGAGGAUGUUGCGAAGGUUGCGGAGGCCCGUGCAAACCUGCGGCUUCGGCAGUCUGAAGGUCUCGACGACGCACAGCAAGAGGCCGAGCAGGCCGAGCAGGCCGAGCAGGCGCCGGCUUCUUCCGGGGAGCGCAGCAUCAAAUCCUUGAGCGGCUCCGAGGUCACGGACGUCUACCAUCGUGGCUUCGUGGCGUGGGCCGGCUUUCCUCGAGCAGAAGAGAUGCGGGAGCCCCUGUUCUUCCAUGAGUGGGUCUUGUGGCUUGGCAACCAGCUCUCCAUUCUGAACUGGCGUCUGCUGGCCAGACGGAAGGGGGUGCAAUUGGAAGACAGCACGGCGAUGUCACCACGAUCGCAGCAAAGGGCUGCGGUCGAGGCCCUGGUCGCUGCCUUCGAAUCUGCCGGGCGGCCGCCAGUGGAGGCACCGGAGGCGCUCGGGCGGCCAGUGCUUUGCGAUGCGGAGGCUGUGCUGCAGCAGGUGAGCCGAGUUGUUCCGGGCCUGAGAAGCCGCGUGGCCUGCAUCCACCUGAGCGCAUGGUUGAUGAGGAGCUUGAGAUUACUUUCGGGUCUGGCGGACUUACGCUUCCACAGUUCGGCCAGAGUGAGGGUGCCAAGGAAUGAGAGUUCCAACUUACACACUGCCGCGACUGCUCGGAAGCCGUUGCCCGAGCCGUCGUGUGCCUUGACAAGCUUCGCAUGGGUGCAACUCAUGAUCUCUUUGACAGAGAAACAGUCCUCUAAUCUUUUCCGAUGCACCUUUCUCAGCUCGUGCGAAGACGUCGAUCUGGCUGCUCGAGUGCCCAUCAAGCUGUGA